GUCGGGGGUCGAGGUCCGGAGGGCGCCCCGGCGCUGCGGGCGGCAGCCAUGAGGCGGGACGUGCGCAUCCUGUUGCUGGGCGAGGCCCAGGUGGGGAAGACGUCGCUGAUCUUGUCGCUGGUGGGCGAGGAGUUCCCCGAAGAGGUCCCGGCCCGCGCCGAGGAGAUCACCAUCCCCGCUGACGUCACCCCGGAGAAGGUGCCCACGCACAUCGUGGAUUACUCAGAAACGGAGCAGACGGAGGAGGAGCUCCAGGAUGAGAUCCACAGGGCAGAUGUGGUGUGUGUGGUGUACGAUGUGUCUGAGGAAACCACCAUUGAGAAGAUCCGAACCAAGUGGAUCCCACUGGUGAAUGGAAGGACUGAGAGGGGGUCCAGGUUGCCUAUUAUUCUGGUGGGCAACAAGUCGGACCUGCGACUGGGGAGUGCCUUGGAGGCCGUGCUGCCCAUCAUGAGCCAGUUCCCUGAGAUAGAGACUUGCGUGGAGUGUUCAGCCAAGCAACUGAGGAACAUUUCAGAGCUGUUUUACUACGCCCAGAAGGCUGUUCUGCAUCCCACAGCCCCUCUCUAUGACCCAGAAGCCAAGCAGCUGCGGCCCGCAUGCAUCCAGGCCCUCACGCGCAUCUUCAGACUCUCGGACCAGGACCUGGACCACACGCUCAGCGACGAGGAGCUCAGUGCCUUCCAGAAGUCUUGCUUUGGCCACCCUCUGGCCCCACAGGCCCUGGAGGACGUGAAGAGGGUAGUGUGUAAGAACGUGGAAGGCGGUGUGCGUGACAACGGGCUGACCCUGGAGGGCUUCCUCUUCUUGAACACGCUCUUCAUCCAGCGUGGCCGGCACGAGACCACAUGGACCAUCCUGCGGCGGUUCGGUUACAGCGACGCGCUGGAGCUGACGGCUGAUUACCUCUUCCCACCGCUCCACGUGCCCCCUGGCUGCAGCACGGAGCUCAGCCACCGUGGCUACCAGUUUGUGCAGCGGGUGUUUGAGAAACAUGACCGGGACCGGGACGGAGCCCUUUCUCUUGUGGAACUGCAGAGCCUCUACAGUGUGUUCCCCGUGGCCCCCUGGGUCCCUGAGCUCCCACGCACGGUCCGCACGGAGGCUGGCCAGCUGCCCUUGCACGGGUACCUCUGCCAGUGGACCCUGGUGACCUACCUGGACGUCCGGAGCUGCCUGGCACACCUCGGCUACCUGGGCUACCCCACGCUCUGUGAGCAGGACUCCCAGGCCCAGGCCAUCACAGUCACCCGGAGGAAGAGGCUAGACCAGGAGAAGGGGCAGACGCAGCGCAGUGUCCUCAUGUGCAAGGUGCUGGGCGCCCGGGGCGUGGGCAAGUCCGCCUUCCUGCGAGCCUUUCUUGGCCACCACCUGGGGGAAGCCCAGGAGUUACCUGCAGAUUCUCCAGUUCAUGUCAUCGACACAGUGCAGGUCAACGGACAGGAGAAGUACCUGAUUCUGUGUGAAAUGAGUGCAGAUAGCUUGCUGGCCGCCUCUCCAGACACCACCUGUGAUGUUGCCUGCUUGAUGUUUGACGGCAGUGACCCCAGGUCCUUUGCACACUGCAUCAGCGUCUACAAGCGCCACUACAUGGACGGCCAGACCCCCUGCCUCUUCGUCUCCUCUAAGGCCGACCUGCCCGAAGGCGUUCCCCCCGCAGGCCUGUCGCCGGCCGAAUUCUGCCGUCGGCAUCGGCUGCCUCCUCCUACCCCCUUCUCCUGCGUGGGUCCAGCCCAGCCCCAUACUGACGUCUUCGCCAGGCUUGCCACCAUGGCUACCUUCCCGCACCUGGUCCACACAGAGCUGCACCCCACCCCCGUCUGGCUCAAGGGAGUGCUGGUGGCUGUUGGAGCUGCCAUGGCUGCCGUCCUCAGCGUCUCGCUGUACCGGGUCCUGGUGAAGAGUCGGUGAUCCCCGCUACGCUCCCCCUGGGCCCGGCCUGGCCCCUGCAGAGGCCCGCGUGGGGGGGUGGGCAGUGUGGCCACAGGACUCGGGGGCACUGGUGUGGGUGCCCGUCCAGGGCACCUUUUUUUCUGUCUCACUUGCACUUCUGAAGGACAGCUGCCCAAGGCAAGAGCGGUUUUCCACGUCCCACCCCGGCUCCUGUGGGGCUGGGCGUGAGCUCUGGGUGGCAGCCGUGGCUGCUGGCGCGGCUUCACCUUUGGGAUGUUGUGUGUUGAGGUCUGGGGUCACGGGUGAGGGGAGACUGUGACCCCAGACCUGUCCUUCUCAGGGCUCCACCUCUCCUAGUUGGGUAUGGCCAGUGCGUGUGUGGGGACGGAGGGCUGUGUUGAGCAGGGAGUGGCUGGGGAGCUGGGCAGCGCCCGCCUGUCCAUCCACCUCGGACCCUGGCCUGCUGCGCCCGCCGCAGACACUCAAGAUUGGGUUUCCCAAUUAAACGUCACUUGCCUUUACCUUCAGA
Molecule: messenger RNA, 2422 nt
Organism: Dipodomys spectabilis (banner-tailed kangaroo rat)
Lineage: Eukaryota; Metazoa; Chordata; Mammalia; Rodentia; Heteromyidae
Gene: Rhot2
Product: ras homolog family member T2
Exons: 19
Coding region: 49-1911 (620 amino acids)
Biological process (GO): mitochondrion transport along microtubule; small GTPase-mediated signal transduction; mitochondrion organization
Cellular component (GO): mitochondrial outer membrane
Molecular function (GO): calcium ion binding; GTP binding; GTPase activity
Source: RefSeq, a predicted model, not a curated record